AUGUCACACGUGGAACGUUAUCAACAUCGUUUUCAGCAUCUCCACAAUGAAUCUGCUGCUAAUUUUGGUUUUUAUUGUCGGUGCGUCAUCAGACAGCUUUUACAGUUAUAGCGUAAAACAGGGAGACAAAGAAACAGACCUGAGUCAAUAUGCAGGAAAGGUGGUGCUUGUGGUGAAUGUGGCGUCCGAAUGUGGCUACACUGACGGUCAUUACAGGUCUCUGGUCAGACUCCAGGACAAGUUAGGUUCCAGUGAUAAAUUCUCUGUCCUAGCCUUUCCAUGUAAUCAGUUUGGUAAACAGGAGCCUGGGAGUUAUAAAGAAAUCCUGUCUUUUGCAAAGAAAAAUUACAAAGUCAACUUUCCAGUAUUUUCCAAAAUUAAUGUGACAGGUGAUGAUGUUCCUGAAGCUUGGAAAUAUUUAAUUCAAAACUCUGAAGAGCCAACAUGGAAUUUCUGGAAAUACCUGGUAGAUGAGAAAGGGCAUGUGGUUCGAGCCUGGGGCCCUUGGAUAUCAGUAGAAGAUAUCACACAGGAUAUCAUAGAUGUCAUUGAUGGAAACUAUUCUGUUAAUGCCCAGAAGAGGGGGGAGCUGUGAACAGGAUCUUGCUAGUCAAUGUUUGAUAAAGUACUUAACAAUAAGUGUUUACAUUUCCCCCUUUACUGUAAGUGUUGACAUUUCCCCCAGAAGCAAUAUCCAAAUCAAUAAUAUUUAUUUUCAUUGAUUAUUGCAAAGCAAGCUUGAACUAAAAUGUUUAUUUUGUAGUUUUUUUAUUCAAAAAAUAAGUUUAAAAAUUCAAAUAUAUUCAUUGGCCUAUCCAUGCACAUCUGAGGAAAAAUAUAUAAACAAAUUAAAGCUAGUGGAUGGCCAUGGGUGCACAAGGAAAUAAAAAAGAAUCAAAGGUUUUUUUAAGGCUCCUAAAUGUAAAUUUUAUUUAUUUUUCGUUUGCAACACACCGUUAGUGUCGAAUAAGAAGGGAAACAAUAUUCUUUGUCUAUUGUGAAAUGUUAAAAUAUAAAAAAAAAAACAUUGUGAAUAUAUAUUAUUAGUUAAUUAAAUCAAUGAAGUUAAUUUUCUUCAAACAUGAAAGAACAAAAUACAUGUAUUUGAAGUGUACAACAUUCAAAGAUUGCUUAUCAUAUCUACAUCUUUGUUAAAUCCUCCCUAAUUGAAAAGUAUCAGAUAGAAACACAGUUUAAGGGAGAUAACUCUAACAUGGAUUUAACCAACAAAAAAAAUUGUCACAAAUCAUGUUAAAUUACAAAAUACCAUUUAUGAAUCACAGUAUUAAAUUAAGGGAUUGUAUGUACAUGUACUUCCCAACUUGUGAAUGUUUUUUAUUUAUUUAUUUUUGGAUGACUGUUCAUUUACAUCAUUAUGAUUGAUGCAAAUCAUCAUACAUAAGCAUUUUCAUCCCAUAGAAUCAAAUUACUUUUAUUAGACAUGUAUGUUAAACACAAGCUUGCAAUCAUAGAAUAAGAUGGUGUGAUUUUUUUGGGAAGAAUAUGUAUAAUUAAAUUCAUUUAUUUCAUAUUAUAAUUUUUUGAUGCAUUUGAGUUUGGAACAAAGAAAUGUUUGAAUGAAACUAAGUAAUCUGAGUGUAUAUUAGUUUUUCUUGAGGGAAAGGAAGUACUAGUAUUGCCAAAAAAAGUCUGGAUAACAUUGACUCGUUGCAAUAAAUCAGUUGUUCUGAAGUAA
This is a messenger RNA of Saccostrea cuccullata (small rock oyster), 1696 nucleotides long. Its product is annotated as glutathione peroxidase 7-like. The record is from RefSeq and is a predicted model, not a curated record. Gene Ontology annotation, biological process: response to oxidative stress. Gene Ontology annotation, molecular function: glutathione peroxidase activity. Lineage: Eukaryota; Metazoa; Mollusca; Bivalvia; Ostreida; Ostreidae. Bases 47 to 595 code for a protein of 182 amino acids. The transcript is spliced from 4 exons.